Suillus subaureus is the source of this 4137-nucleotide messenger RNA. RefSeq lists its product as uncharacterized. The record is from RefSeq and is a predicted model, not a curated record. The transcript has 11 exons. Gene Ontology annotation, molecular function: structural molecule activity; protein binding. Lineage: Eukaryota; Fungi; Basidiomycota; Agaricomycetes; Boletales; Suillaceae. Gene Ontology annotation, cellular component: endoplasmic reticulum exit site; COPII vesicle coat. Bases 1 to 4137 code for a protein of 1378 amino acids. Gene Ontology annotation, biological process: endoplasmic reticulum to Golgi vesicle-mediated transport; intracellular protein transport; endoplasmic reticulum organization.
AUGAAGCUUAAAGAAAUCUACAGGACGUCCACUUUUGCGUGGUCACCGACCGCAUCGCUCCCCCUCAUUGCGACGGGCUCGGUUGCUGGCGCACUCGAUGAGUCUUUCUCGAACGAAUCUCAGCUCGAAAUAUGGCAACCGGAUUUCAUGGACAAGAACGAAUAUGAUCUCGGAGGAGAUGGUUUGCCUGCCCCAAAGGGCGCGGUCACCGACAGCUCAAGGUUCAACCGUCUUGCAUGGGGUCAAGUGCAUGGAGACCGCUCACGCGGUGUCAUUGCAGCUGGUAUGGAAAACGGCGAACUUGCUCUGUGGGACCCAGCAAAAAUUAUUGUUAAUGCCGACGUCUCCGACUCUCUGAUCCUUCGCAACACCAGCCAUACUGGUCCCGUCCGUGGCCUUGAUUUCAACCCCAUACAAACAAACCUUCUGGCUUCUGGUGCCAUCAACGGCGAGGUUUAUAUCUGGGAUCUCAAUGACCCGUCGAAGCCGUACUCGCCUACGCCAGGCACGCGGAGCACAAAGCUUGAUGAGAUCACUUCCGUUGCUUGGAAUCAACAGGUACAAUACGUGCUUGCAGGCGCUAGUAGUACGGGGUAUACUGUAGUAUGGGAUCUGCGAGGGAAACGCGAGGUGGUCGCCCUCGCUUACGGUGGUGGUGCGGGCACGCUUGCAGGCCAAAGUGGUGUUGGUAGUGGAAUGGCCGUUGGCGGCAGACGCGGCAUGAGUGCGAUUGCGUGGCACCCUGACAAUGCAACUCGCCUUGUUACCGCUUCCGAGGAUGACCUGUCUCCCGUAAUCAUGGUUUGGGAUCUUCGAAAUGCACGUGCACCGGAAAAAAUCCUUACGGGGCACGAGAAGGGUGUUCUGUCGCUCUCGUGGUGCAAGCAUGAUGCAGACCUCUUGCUUUCGUGCGGAAAGGACAAUCGCGCUCUCUGUUGGAACCCGCAGACAUCUGAGAUCAUUGGCGAGCUUCCUUCUGCGGGUAAUUGGGCUUUCCAAGUGGAAUGGUGCCCACGAAAUCCUGAUCUCCUGGCUACUGCUUUCUUCGAUGGCACGGUUGGGAUUCACUCUAUCCAGUCUACGAAUGAUGCUUCAGUCCCCCCGGUGACCCCAAAACCCGAUGGCGCAGAUGUGUUUGACGUGCCAGGUUACUCCCGUACCACAGCUCCGACGCUCAGUCUUAAACAACCACCCAAGUGGCUCCGCUGUCCAUCUUCCUGUUCGUUUGGGUUCGGUGGGCAGCUUGUCAGCGUCGGUAAUUUACCUGCAGCUUCGGGGAAAAACCAGAGCAGCGUUGUGCACAUCCGAAAAGUUAUUGCAGAGACAGAUAUUGUUGACCGGGCUCAAAAGUUGCAACAAGCUGUGGAUACCAAUACCUUGAGCACAUUCGCAGAAGAGCGGGUAAGCUCGGAGAAAGCUGGUGAGGAUGGCUGGAAGGCCCUUCUGAGUUUGUUUCGUGCGAAUUCGAGGGACGAACUUGUCACGCUGUUAGGCUACUCUAAAGAGGAGGUCAAGGGGCGUGUGGAGGAAGCGGUUGCGAAGCUGAAGGAGAUUGUAUCAGUCAACACGUCCAGCUAUAGCGUGGAUGAAUCUGGUGCGGACCCUGCGAAACCUCACGAACCAGUGGUGUCCUUUGCGGAACCAGAAGCACAAUACGAUGGCAGUGAAGAGGAUUUGUCGACAAUGGGUGCUGAAAAGACGCCUUCAGAGGUGAGCGCCAGCGUUGCAUCCGACGCCGUCCAGGUCACAGACGGUGAAUCCACGACUACUGCUCCAAGUCUCUUUGGUGAUGAAGGUGCCCUUGGUACACCCCAAAUGGAUGCGGGUGCUGACUUCUUCAGCACAAUUGGCGCUGCGCCCGAACUCGAGGUGCCUCAUCAUAACUACGGUCUCGAUUCAAGUGUUGCUGCCACAAUUGGUUCUGGUCCCUCGAGUGUAGCAAGCGAGAACCUGAAGAACAACACGUUCAGAAUCUACCCCUCAGACGAGAGUGAGACAGAUGGACUGGUGACGAAAGCACUAGUGCUUGGCGACUUCGAGUCCGCUGUUUCGUUGUGUCUUUCUGCCGAACGCUAUGCGGACGCUGUCUUGCUCGCGAUCAAGGGUGGCGAAGAUCUUCUUCAACGCACCCAGAAGGCUUACUUCGAACGGCGCACCACCUCGUAUCCCUAUCUUCGUUUAUUCCAGAGCAUUGUCACUAAUGAUCUCUCGGACAUCGUGCAGAACGCCGAUCUUCAAGAAUGGCAGGAGAUAUUUGUGGUGCUAGUGCUGGAAUUCCAGAGCAGUCUGAUGCGUGAGGGCGGUGCAGAGAACGAGGACGAUGCCUUUGAAUUGAGGAAGACGGCGACUUUGACAUAUCUGGCCGCAGGAAGGCUGGAGAGACUCUUGAACAUCUGGAUCGAGGAACUCGCCGAAGAAGAGAUUUUGUUAUUGGACGAUCAAGAUCAGCUGAGCAGUUCGCGAUAUGCAGCCCAUGCCCACGCUUUGCACACCUUCAUAGAGAAGGUGACCGUCUUCCGCGAUGCCACCAAGUAUGUGGACGGCGAUUUGGCACAGGUACCAGGUGAAGACGCCGGUGCCAAGACGUACAAACUCGGCGCGUUGUAUGAUCGAUACUUUGAGUAUGCGGACGUACUCAGUGCUCAGGGUUUGGUGAAGGAGGCUGUUGCCUUUUUGAAGUUAACGCCGGCAGAUUACAUAGGGUCUGCAUUGGACUGCGCAGGAAUCAGGGAGCGUCUACUGAUGGCUUCUGGAGAGCGCGAGGUGACCCUAGCUGUUCCCUUGGCAGGUACCAGUCAUGCUGCUAUUCAACCCGUCCCUGCGCAUACUAUUCCCUCCACGCUAUCUGGCUACGCCAGCUACACGCGAUCUGUUCCAGUUGUCCCUGCUCAGAUGUAUGCGCCUGUUCAAACCAUCUCUCAGCCAUCACAUAAUCUACAUGCUGUACCCUCUGCUGCCAGGCCAAUUCACCCCACUUCAGUUCCGCAGCCAGCCCAACACCAACAUCUGCCACCGUCCCGUGGUCCCAUGCCUCCCUCUACCCCGCUGAACCGCAUGCCAAACGGUGGCUGGAACGAUGCUCCUGUUAUGACCAAUGAUCGUCGCACCCCAUCUUCAUUGAAUCUUCAGAAGCCUCUGGCUAUAGUGUCUCCCUUCCCCAAUGCUCCUUCUCCCAGAAUUGCGUCACCUCCUGCUCCUGGCCCGCCACACACGAGUGGGCAUGGUCAGAACCCUCCUCCCCCUCCGCCACGGGCGGCACAGUGGUCGAUGCACCCACCGCCUCCCUCUCAGGCUCGACCUCCUUCUGGGCCUCCUGCUCAUUCACAGGGCAUGCAACCACCAUCAAACCGGUUAAUGUCUCCUGCCCAACAGCAUGCUCCUCUUCCUUCUGUCCCUGGUCCAUACUCGCCGUCCAUGCAGCCCGCUCAAUUGCAGCCUCCUGGGCCGUAUGCCCGUGCCACUCCUCCACCUGGUCCUCUUCGUAGUCCUGGGCAGCCACUCGGCCCACCUAGGCCGUAUGCAACGCCUCCGCCAGGGCAGGCCGGUCCUCCGCUGCCGCCAGGUCCCUAUGCACCUCCUUCCGGCCAAGCUCAGCAACCACCAGGUCCAUACGCACUUCCUCCUAGCCAAGUUCAACAGCAGCAACCCCGUGGAAUUCCACAGGGUCCACCGCGAGUGGCUCCCGCACCACAUCCCCUUGCCGGUCUGCCUAAGCAAGGACCUCCUGGAGCUGCAUCAGCCGGAGGUGUCAGCAACACGCAGCCUCCACGUUCUCGACAAGGCCCACCGCCACCAAAAUAUCCCCCGGGAGACCGGGCUCAUAUCCCCGAGUCUGCGUUGCCCAUCUUCAAUAUCAUCAACGAGCAACUCACACGGAUGAAGCAGACGACACAACCCCAACAACGACGAAUGGCUGAUGACCUUGAGCGCCGAAUCAACUCUCUAUUUGAUGCUUUAAAUUGUGAAACAUUGUCCAAGCCUGUGGUUGACCAGUUGCUUGUUUUGGCAAGAGCCAUGGAGGCGCAUGACCGAGAUGCUGCGUUGUCUAUCCACGUCGACCUUCUCACUCGUGGCUCGCAGACAGAUGACAUUGGCUUGUGGAUGUCGGCGAUCAAGCAGCUCAUUAUUCGCAUGUAA